Molecule: messenger RNA, 1939 nt
Organism: Candoia aspera
Lineage: Eukaryota; Metazoa; Chordata; Lepidosauria; Squamata; Candoiidae
Gene: COMT
Product: catechol-O-methyltransferase
Exons: 6
Coding region: 351-1214 (287 amino acids)
Biological process (GO): dopamine metabolic process; developmental process; catecholamine catabolic process
Cellular component (GO): membrane; axon; dendrite
Molecular function (GO): catechol O-methyltransferase activity; magnesium ion binding
Source: RefSeq, a predicted model, not a curated record
GAGAGCGCUGCUGGCCCCAGCCAGGUGGUGCCGCUCGAGGUCACCAUGAGAAAGAACUGGCUGUGCCAAGCCGAGGAGGGUGAUUCAAGAGCGGGGGCAGGAAGGGGCAAAGCUGGAACCAUCCCUGGACCCACCCCCACCCCCCAGGGAUGUGAUCUACUGGGACCAGAGACCACAGUUCAUUGCUUAGGCAGCCAGGAAGAACCCACAUUCCACCAAGGCACAGUUCAUCCUGUCCAGAAAGGACAAAGCAGCAGCUGAUUCUCUGGCGUCCUGGAGACACCAGUUGAACUGAACGGCCUCGGCCCAUUGCAAUGGCUUCUUUCUUUGGCUGAACAAAAACUCUUCUGAUGUUGAAAUGGUUUCAAGCCCUUAAGUUGCUUCUUCCAGAGGUCUGCCUUUCUGGAGCUUCUCGCUCUAUGCUGGAGAAUUGGAUAUUGACCAUCCUCGUUUCAUUAGGCGUUGGCUCUGUGCUGGUCCUGGUGGCCACGUAUAUGCUGCUGAAAAAUAACGUCCAUGCCAAAAUCUUCUGGAAUGAGCUCGUUUUAGAGAAGAUCACCAACUUCGUCAUGGAUCAAAGCAAGGAGCAGAGGAUUCUGAAUUCAGUGUCGUACAAUGCCGUCAAAGGGGAUCCGGAGAGCGUGUUAAAAUGCAUUGAUAAGUACUGUUCCCAGUACGAAUGGGCCAUGAACGUUGGGGAUGAGAAAGGUGUGAUUCUAGACAAAACUGUUGAGGAAGCCGACCCAUCUGUAGCUCUGGAAUUUGGAACCUACUGUGGUUAUUCGGCCAUCAGGAUCGCUCGCCUUUUGAAACCCAAGGCUCGCCUUCUCACCAUCGAAUUCAACCCUGAAUUUGCAUCCAUUGCAAAAGAAAUCAUUGAAAUUGCAGGACUCAGCGAUAAGGUGACCAUCAUUGAAGGCCAUUCACAGGACAUUAUCCCUCAGCUGAAGAAGAAAUACGAAGUGGAAACCUUAGAUUUUGUCUUUCUCGACCACUGGAAAGAGAGAUACGCCCCAGACACUAUUCUCCUUGAAGAAUGUGGCCUCUUGCGCAAAGGCUCCAUCCUUCUGGCAGACAACAUCGUCUACCCGGGAGCUCCGGAGUUCGUCAAAUACAUUCGGAGCAACAAUCGCUUUGACUGCACUAGCUACCCUACCCACUUGGAGUACAUGCAGGUGGAGGAUGCCAUGGAAAAGGCCGUGUAUCUGGGAUAAGGUGUCGGGGAGAGGAAACUAACUAGGGUUCAACCUCUGUGUGUACGUGUGAGCACGUGCAACUUAGCUCUGUCGCAUUACUUUUCCAUCAUUUGGGGCCUCUUGCGAGUUUCAGAUCUAGAGCUGGAGUUUAGGUACCAAUAGCCAAGACGACUCAAGAUCCACUUCCUACACCAGUGUUUCUCGACCUCAGCCACUUUAAGACGGGUGGACUUCAACUCCCAGAAUCCCCCAGCCAGCUAACGGCUGAGGUCGAGAAACACUGCUCCAGCCUAUCCCUUUCAUUAUCGUAUGGUUUGUGAGCUUUAUUUUUUUGCUGCUUAGUUUGAGUUCCCCAGCGCCACCCCAAAGGCAGAAGCUGGCUGUGAGAACUGUGAGAACUAUUCAACAGUGGAGCAGAUUGCCUCUUGGUUGUGGGUGCUCCAUUGCUGGAAGUUUUCGUGAAAAGAUCGGAGAACCGUUUGUCCAAGAUGGUAUGAGGAUUCCUGCCUGGGGCACGGGGUUGGACUAGAGGACCUCCAAGGUCCCUUCCAACCCUGUGAUUCCAACUCCAGGGGAGAAGGCCCAUUCUUGUCUUCUGCAACCCAAUAGGACCAGAUGAUCUUUUUCAGAAGUGAUUGGGGAUUAGGGGACGGACAGAUUAUCUCCUUGCCAAGAAUGGUGGUGUUUUUGUUGUUUUGUUUUGUUUUUGGCAAAACGUGGAACACAAUAAAAUGUCACCCUCA